GGCACCGACAUUGGGCGGCUGUUGCUUGGGAGAGCGGCUGUGUUCGGCUACGGAGUUAGCAAAAUAAAUAAAUAAAUCUGAGAGGGGGGGGGGUGUCAGACAUUGGAUGAGUACGACUUGGAAAAGUCUGCCAGCUGAAAGAUGUUCAGGAUGGAGAUACACGUUUGGCUGAUGGCCUUUUGUGUCAUUGUCACGUCUGCACCCCAGUGGCGCAGGGACCCCAAGCUGGACAAAUACUGGGAAUUAUGGAUGAAGAAAUAUGGCAAAGAAUACCAAAAUACGAAUCAGGAAGAGCUGCGCCGAAUGACGUGGGAAAAGAACAUACAAUUUAUCACACUGCACAAUCUCGAAUAUUCACUGGGCCUGCAUUCUUAUGAACUUGGCAUGAAUAACUUAGGAGAUAUGACCAGCAAAGAAGUGUCAAUGCUCCUGACCGGCUUGAAAAUCCCAUCCUGGUGGAACCGAAAUUCCACGUCGCACAAAUCCAUCGUAGGCACCUGGAUCCCUGAGUCCAUAGACUGGAGGGACAAAGGAUACGUCACGAGUGUUAAAGACCAGUAUUCGUGCGGCGCUUGCUGGGCCUUCAGCGCCGUGGGGGCCCUGGAAGCUCAGUUAAAACGCAAGACUGGGAAACUGGUGUCACUUAGCUCCCAGAAUCUGGUCGAUUGCUCCAAUCUCUACGGGAACCACGGCUGUAACGGAGGUUACAUGCCUGCUGCUUUCCAGUAUAUCAUAGAUAAUAAAGGAAUCAACUCCGGAUCCUAUCCAUAUAAGGCCAAGGAUGGGCUAUGUCGCUAUAAUCCCGCUGCGAGGGCUGCUACCUGUUCGAAAUAUACCUUGCUUCCAUCUGGAAACGAGACUUACCUGAAGGAUGCUGUAGCCAACAUUGGACCAGUGUCGGUGGCCAUCAACGCAAACCAGCCAACAUUCUUUCUCAUAAAAAUAGGAGUUUAUAAUGAUGCCAAAUGCACCAGUCAGCAUUUGAACCAUGCCGUCCUCGUGGUUGGAUACGGAAAGGAGAAUGGCAUGGAUUACUGGCUUGUGAAGAACAGCUGGGGAAUCAAUUUUGGCCAUGAAGGCUAUAUUAAAAUUGCCAGAAAUCAAGGGAAUCGCUGUGGCAUCGCCAGUUACUGCUCGUAUCCGAUCAUUAGAUGGCAUCUAAAUUUUGCAGAAGCCCUCUUAGGCAGCUAAUCUUAGCCUUUAUAUAUAUAUAUAUAAAACUG
This is a messenger RNA of Thamnophis elegans (Western terrestrial garter snake), 1223 nucleotides long. Its product is annotated as cathepsin S-like. Gene Ontology annotation, molecular function: cysteine-type endopeptidase activity. Lineage: Eukaryota; Metazoa; Chordata; Lepidosauria; Squamata; Natricidae. The record is from RefSeq and is a predicted model, not a curated record. Gene Ontology annotation, cellular component: lysosome. Gene Ontology annotation, biological process: immune response.